Molecule: messenger RNA, 2856 nt
Organism: Chiloscyllium plagiosum (whitespotted bambooshark)
Lineage: Eukaryota; Metazoa; Chordata; Chondrichthyes; Orectolobiformes; Hemiscylliidae
Product: copine-3
Biological process (GO): cellular response to calcium ion; ERBB2 signaling pathway
Cellular component (GO): plasma membrane
Molecular function (GO): receptor tyrosine kinase binding; calcium-dependent phospholipid binding
Source: RefSeq, a predicted model, not a curated record
GGCAGGUAAUUGCUGAUGGCUGUGAUCUCUGGAGGUCGACUGUUUGAAAUCUUAUUGGAAGAGGGAAAGAAAUCUGCCAUCCUCUUCUGCUAUAAUCUAGUUGUGCUUGCAGACCCCAACUGCCCUCUGAAAUGGUCCUGCAAGUCAAAGGCAUUUAGGCAUGAACAAGAAAUGCUGACCAUACUAGCGACACCUGAUUUCCAUGAAAAAAUAAAAUACAAGAUGAGGCAGCAGAUGGCAGAUUGUGUGACGAAGGUUGAACUGAGUGUCAGUUGUGAGAAUUUACUGGAUAGAGAUGUUACUUCCAAAUCCGAUCCGCUGUGUGCCCUGCUUAUGAAUGUUGGUGGAAAUCAGUGGGUUGAAAUCGGUCGCACAGAGAGAGUUAACAACUGCCUUUCUCCAAAGUUUGCAAAGAAGUUCCUGAUAGACUACUGCUUUGAGCAGGUCCAGAAGCUGAAGUUCGGAAUUUACGAUAUAGACAAUAGAACCAUUGAUUUGAGUGAUGAUGACUUUUUGGGAGAACUUGAGUGUACUCUGGGACAGAUUGUUUCCAGCAAAAAACUGACCAGACCCCUCAUGCUGCGAAAUAGAAGACCAGCAGGAAAAGGAACUAUCACGAUUUUUGCAGAAGAAGUGAAAGAUAGCCGGGUGGUAAACUUUGAAGCUCAAGCACGGUCUCUGGAUAAUAAGGAUUUCUUCGGGAAGUCAGAUCCAUAUUUAGAAUUCUACAAACAAACUGAAGAUGGAAGAUGGCAAAUGGUGCAUCGAACAGAGGUAAUAAAGAAUAACCUGAAUCCAAGUUGGAAACCUUUUAGAAUUCCUCUGCGGUCUCUGUGUAAUGGGGACUUAGAGAGGUCUAUCAAGGUGGAUUGUUAUGACUAUGACAAUGAUGGCUCACAUGAUCUAAUUGGUAUAUUUGAGACUAAUAUGACUAAACUACUGGGAGCAUCCUACUAUUCACCGGCAGAAUUUGAGUGUAUUAAUCCAAAGAAGAAACAGAAAAAGAAAAAUUACAAAAACUCAGGAAUAGUGAGUUUUAAAUUAUGCCAGAUUGUGAAAGAGUACACUUUUCUAGAUUACAUCAUGGGUGGCUGUCAGCUGAACUUUAUUGUUGGAAUUGACUUUACUGCAUCAAAUGGUGAUCCACGUACACCCAAUUCUCUACAUUUUAUAGCUCCUAAUGGAUUUAAUGAAUACCUGAUGGCCAUCUGGUCUAUUGGGAUAAUCAUUCAAGACUAUGAUACAGACAAAUUAUUCCCAGCAUUUGGAUUCGGUGCAAAACUACCUCCAGCCUGGCAGGUAUCACAUGAGUUUCCCCUUAACUUCAACCCUGAAAACCCAUUUUGUGCAGGGGUCCAAGGGAUAGCUGAUGCCUACCGCAACUGUCUUCCUCAAGUUCAGUUGUAUGGACCCACAAACUUUUCUCCAAUAAUAAACCACGUGGGAAGAUUUGCAGCUGCAGCAGCACAGCAGCAUAAAGCUUCACAAUAUUUCAUCCUGUUGAUCAUCACCGAUGGUGUGAUAACGGAUUUAGAUGAAACAAGACAGGCCAUCGUGAAUGCUUCUAAGUUGCCGAUGUCCAUCAUUAUUAUUGGUGUUGGUGGAGCAGAUUUUAGUACUAUGGAAUUUCUGGAUGGUGAUAAUGGUGUUCUCAGAUCACCUACUGGAGAAGUAGCAGUCCGGGAUAUUGUCCAGUUUGUGCCAUUUAGAAAGUUUCAAAAUGCACCCAAAGAAGUUCUUGCACAAAGCGUACUGGCUGAAUUACCUCAGCAAGUGAUGUCCUACUUCAACACUUACAAACUCAGUCCUCCGAAUGAGCCAAGUCCCUAAAUAUCUGAAUGUUUGAUCUGAUUUCAGUCAUGAUCUACAAAUAUGUUCACUGGAGUGCAAAAAUGUUCAUUACUACCAGUGUUAGCCACUAAAGAUUUUUUAAUGAAAAAUUUUAUAUAAAAAUGUUUAUGAAUCUAAAUUUAUGAAUCUAAACAUGUUAAUAUUUUGAAUAACCUUGAUAAAACAAUAUAAUGACAUUUGUCAAGGUUUAAUUAAUUAGCAUGAUUCUACAUUAUAUUGUCACUCAAUGAAAUAACAGUCUAUUAAGUGCCUAGUUUGUGGCAUCUCUUGUAUCCUUAGUCCUUUACAUGCCCAGUCCUUUGAGUUGUUCCUGUUCUGUUGAAAAGUUAAAUCAGUCUAUUUUAUAAAUACUGAAGGUGACUUUCUGAUGUUAUUUUAUACUCCAGUAUUGCAGUGUUUUUUUAAAAUUGUACUACAAAUUUAUGAAUUAUUCUGCAGAUGUUUUAUUUUGAAAUUUUAUAAUUUUCUGUUGGGAAAUGUUCAAUUUUGAAUUGUUAGACUGGGGCCAAAUACUCAAAUAUGAAAUAGCUGCUGUUACUAAGUAAUUGAGAAUGGCUAGUGUUUUUACUUUAAGGCACCAUCAUAUUAUUUAAUUGUGAAAAAAGUUGAAUAAAGACUUUAAAGACCUGUUCAAGGAUAAAUCCAGCCUGUGUACUUAAUGCAAUGAUCAAAUCUCUCUUUAAAUAGCAUAUUUUUGAAGUAUAAAGUAUACUAUGUUGUUCACUUCAACUUUAGCAGUUUAGAAACAGAACAUAAAUACAAAAUUAUAACUUGAAUUUAAAAUAAUCGUGAAGUAACGAACAAACAUUCUUAAGUAUAUUGCUGAAGUUAUCAUCAUGUAUUUGUGUUUCAAUUAAAUAUAAGUUUCACAGCAUUUAUCCAUCCCUAUUGCCUUAUAAAUUCAACUGCUCAGUUAAAUGUUUCCAAAUUCAAUACAAUUUUGAAAUGUACAUGAUUAUUACUGUGUAAAAUAUUACAAAUUAAAAUAUUUGAAGAUGUUAUGAU